This is a messenger RNA of Gordionus sp. m RMFG-2023, 4134 nucleotides long. RefSeq lists its product as uncharacterized. Gene Ontology annotation, molecular function: protein binding. Bases 42 to 3173 code for a protein of 1043 amino acids. The transcript has 17 exons. Gene Ontology annotation, cellular component: cytoplasm. NCBI's taxonomy places the organism in Eukaryota, Metazoa, Nematomorpha, Gordioida, Chordodea, Parachordodidae. The record is from RefSeq and is a predicted model, not a curated record.
GAUUACUUAAUUUACACCUAUCCAUUUUUUAAGAUUUUAUAAUGCUUUGUUUUAAUAAGAAACAUAAGGAUAAAAAUUUGGAACCUACAGACUUUAAUAUUAUCAGCGAUUUAGCAAAUAUAUUAAAAAGCAAAGGCUAUGAGCUAUUCCGUGAAAACUCUUUUAUUUCUUUGACUACCUUAAUGCUUACUAAGAUAAAUCAAGAGUUAGCUUUGCUAACACAAGAGAAAUUAGAUCCAGGGAAUCAACUACUUUUUAAAAUAAAUCAAGAUUUUAUUAAUGAUCUUUAUUACCUUAUGGAUGUAUUCUAUUUUGCUCCAUCUUUAAAACUUACUCACGACCUUUUGAAUACUAUACCUGCAAAAAUUGACUUGACUCAUUUUAAAAAUCUAAUCACACUGGAACUAUAUAAUGUUCCCACUCAUCUUAUUGUAAAUGCUCAUCAUCUUAAAUACAAAUUGCAAACUUUUGCCAUCAACAAAUCUACAUACGAUUUUAAAGAAUUAUUAAUUUCAUUAGAGGAAAAGCAUAUAUCCCCAAACAAGAAUGUUGACAUUGAUUUCGAAAAAUGUGCAGAUGAUGCAAUAUUUCAUGAUUCUGGUAAUUAUGAUUGGCCUAUGCUUAAAAAGCUUAUUGUUAGGCAUGAUAACUUAAAACAUGUGUAUCUUAAAGAUUUAGUGAAUAUAAAGAAUCCUAACAUUUUCUCUCAACUCACCCACUUAGACUUUAGCAAUCAGAGUUUAACCACUUCAAAGAAUUUUUUAGAGUAUAUACCAAAAUUGAGGCAUGUCAAUCUGGGCUUCAAUCAACUCAGGGACAUUCCAACCUUCCAUACAUUAGCGUCAUCAUCACUUAAGAAACUUAUCUUGAGAAAUAAUAAGCUCGAAUCAUUGGAAGGAGUCCAGGUUUUAUCUCAACUCUCCAUUUUAGACGUAUCGAACAACGUUAUCUGUUUCCACAACUCGCUGGUCCCCUUGAAACAAUCGACCCAUUUGAAAUUGUUGAAAACGUCAGGAAACCCUAUAUGCCUUCAUCCCUGCCAUCGCCAAUUGGUCGCGGCCAAUAUUCACGCCGACGCCCUCGUGAGGCAAUUCAUCUUGGACACGGAAAUCGUGACGAAAGAUCACCUGAUCUCUUAUUUCCGUUCACCUAAUCACCCGAUUAAACGAUCCUUCAUACGUAAAUCCAUACCGGUCAUAACGGCCGAAGUUUAUGUACCCGCUCCUCAAAUAAUUACGACGACCCCUUCCAACAAGGUAAAACAACCGCUAAAAAUACGGGCUAAAAGACCUUCGGUCAGGGAGAUCUCCGAGCAAAGUUGCGAGAACUCCUUGUGCCAUUUGAGCGUGGUCGAUACCGCUUUAAGGUCGGAAGACGAGAGCGCCGCGUUUAGGAGUAUUAAUAACACCGCCAAUUCCACUCCAAAACCAAUCAACGUCAUCACCGUUAGUAGGGAAGAUUUGGCGAAACUCAUGAGAACAUCUUCCCCUAUAGUCAAAUUCGAUGCCGCGCACUCCGAUCAUCCAUCCUUUUCACUGUACGAUAGUCCCCAUUUCCGUGCCAUAUCCGCUUUCAUGAAUCCGCCACUCCCCAGCUCGAUUAAAUCGCGCGCGGAUCUGAAAGACGGCGAACCUCGUAGGCACCACGUGAGACACAUAUCUCACGAUCUCGAUACCGAAACGAGCAAGUCCGACCAUGCCGAUCCCACUCUGGUAGCUUCUUCUUUCAAGGAAGGAAUCAUUCGCCCCUAUUCGAAUUGUUCUACCCUGUUGGGUUUACGGUCCCGUUAUAACGGCCUCGCCAGGACUCGACAGUUCGCGGGAAAGUGCGAAGAAUUUGACGACGUGUUGCCCGAGAUGCCAGAAGUUCUUGGACUCCCUCGAGGAAAAGGGGGAUCCGAUGAAUACGACGAACUAAGUUUAAACAAUGAUCCCAAUUUGUCCUUGGAAAUGUCGACCGAUGGUCACCACAAGAGUCAUAACGAAACGAAUUCCAGCGCCUUCGAGACGGCUUUAAACCAGUCAUCUUCGGCCAACGGUGGAUUGGUGUUCGGGGAUAACUCCGCCGCGAAAAUAGACGAGAGCGACACCUACGUAGACAUUACGAACCUGACUGUUCCUUCCAAAUCGUUAGACCAAAGUUACGAUAAUGUCAGCGAUGAUAACCAGAAUGAUUAUGUCGAAAGUGAUAGUCGUUCUUGGAGCUCAUUUGGGAGUUCUGAAGACGGAAUUGGAGGGCAAGGACAUUUUCUUGAUAAUGCUCGGUGUCAGGACCUAGUGAGAAAUGAAAAUAUUCCAGGAAAUGGAACCGGAAAAGCACCUAUUCCUAUCCACAUAUUUUCUGAUCCAAACAUCUUCAAUAAGUCUAGACAUACUAAAUCCCCACCCUGCCUGAGUAUAUCAGAUCUUAAAUCUAAUAGCCGUCCAGCUUUCCUUUCAAUCGAUGAACGUUAUCUUAGGGAAACGGGUAACGAUGGAAAGCCAAUCAAUAAUUUCGACCUUAAACUCAUUUCCUCCUUUUCCCAAAUCGAUAAAUCACUCUUCACGAAGACCAAUUUUGGUAUCGAUGACUCUCCCAAUGUCCUAAAUAAUCAUCCAGCAGUAAAUCUUGUCAGCAUUAGAUUCGGUUCAGGUCGAGGUUCUGACACGAAGAGGAGAAUUUACAUAUUGGAGAGCGAAGCUUCUUGUCAAUCUCUUUUGCGCUUGCUCGAAAAAUAUGUCAAACCGUCGCGCAGUGCCAACCACUCCAGAUACGAAUCCUAUUCUAUAGAUAAAGACGAAUCAGCUGUUACGUAUCUUCAGUGUCUCAAAUGCUCCCACAAACGUUUAAAGCCGCGAGAGUUUACGACCAUGAAUCCUUACAAGCUCAAGCAUUUCGAGUCAGACCCGGCCCAAAAAAUCUGCCCAAAAUGCAAGAGCGAUCUUAUAGUGGAAAUCGAAUCCUCCUCCUGUUCUACUCCUAUAGCCUCCUCUUCCGUGCCUAAGAAUAGGAUGUUUCCCUUGAUAUCUUUCUUGGGCAAGAAAAAUUCGGAAGACGUCGCCAACCCGAGCAAAGGUAGCGUAGAUCCUAGCAGCGACCAAAAUAGUUUGGGCGUCGUAAUACGCAGCAGGAGCCGGAGUGCUUCCAUUGGUUCCUGCAGCUCGGCCCAUUCCGCCUCUAAAUACGUCGAAUGAUUGAUGGUGCUUUAAAAAGAGAGAAAAUUUAUCAGCUGUAUGCGUUACGCUACAUGAUGAUUAUUUGAUUUCUUAAUUUUAUCGAUCCAUAGUUGGACAAGAUUAUUUAAAAUCGGUUUUUUUUUAACAAACAAACAAGUCGGAUAAUAUUACCUUUAUUUUUUGCCCUCCAUUUUAUAUCAUAUUAUAUUCACCAAAUUUCCUACCAAUAAUUAUUUAUAUUUUUGUGAAAUAUAUUUUUUUUAUUAUUAUUAUAAAUGCAAUUCCUGAAGGAAAAUCUUAUAAGUCCAAAAUAUUCUAAAAUAUAUAUUUAAAUCACAUAGUUUUAAAAACUUUAUAAAUUAAUAUAAAGUAGUUUAAUCAUUUCCCCUUAAUUUUUUUUUUUUUUUGAAAUCUCUAAAAAAAAUAUAUAUAUAUUUAUAUAUACUAACAAAUAUAUGAAAAACACAUCUUUAAAAAACUCAAAUCAAAUUUAUGUUUUUUAAAAAAAAAAUUAUUUUAAUAGAGGAGAUAUAAUAAUUUUUAUAAUUCUAUAAUAAACUUACUUAUUAUAUAAAAAUCAAAAAAUAUUUGAUAAAUUUUUUUAUUAAUCUAAAUUAUACGAUGGGCAUUAUGUAACGGCACUACCUAAACUGAUCAUUCAUUCAUUUAAAGGUGUAUCAAUGCGCAAUCAACUGAUAACGCUAAUUUUUGGUUUUCCCCACGUGUAAAUUAAUUUAUAUUUUAUGAAAAAAAUUCGUGCGAGAAAAUCAAAAUGGCGUCACCAGAUGAUUCAUUGAUUUAAAAUUAUCAGUUUAGUUAGGUGUUGUAUGUCGUCAGUCAUUGCUUUUUAUGAUAUGCGGGAUAUGAGCACACAAUAUUAUUUAUUUUAUAGUAUCUCCGAUAUCAAUAUUUUACAAACCAAUUUAAAGGUCUACUAUACAAUUAUUAUAACUAUUUAUAUACUGCGCUUGAUUAAAAA